This is a messenger RNA of Salvelinus namaycush (lake trout), 1230 nucleotides long. Its product is annotated as neuromedin-K receptor-like. Lineage: Eukaryota; Metazoa; Chordata; Actinopteri; Salmoniformes; Salmonidae. Gene Ontology annotation, molecular function: tachykinin receptor activity. The transcript is spliced from 5 exons. The record is from RefSeq and is a predicted model, not a curated record. Gene Ontology annotation, cellular component: plasma membrane; sperm midpiece. The coding region runs from base 7 to 1230 and encodes 407 amino acids. Gene Ontology annotation, biological process: positive regulation of flagellated sperm motility; G protein-coupled receptor signaling pathway.
AGAGGAAUGGCAGCGGCAAACAACGGAUCAAACACAACUAGGACCUUUACAAAUCAGUUCGUACAACCGGCUUGGCGCAUCGUGCUAUGGUCGGUCGCGUACAGCCUUGUGCUGGCCGUGGCGGUUUUUGGGAACCUGAUAGUGAUUUGGAUCGUAUUAGCGCACAAGAGAAUGCGGACCGUGACAAACUACUUUUUACUCAACUUGGCUUUCUCUGACGCCUUAAUGGCCGCGUUCAACACGUUGAUUAAUUUCAUAUACGCUGCUCACGGCAAUUGGUACUUUGGAGAAUCCUACUGCAAGUUCCACAACUUUUUCCCUGUCACAGCAGUGUUUUCAAGCAUCUAUUCAAUGUGCGCAAUAGCAGUCGACAGGUACAUGGCCAUCAUCCACCCGCUGAAACCACGGCUGUCAGCCACAGCCACCAAGGUGGUGAUCGUGUGUAUCUGGGCACUGGCCGUGGUGCUGGCCUUCCCCCUCUGCUUCAACUCCACCAUCCGUAUCCUGCCCCGCCGGACCAUAUGCUACGUGGCCUGGCCCCGGCCCUCGGAUGACUCCUUCAUGUAUCAUAUCAUUGUGACUGUGCUGGUGUAUGUGCUGCCCCUAGUGGUGAUGGGUAUCACCUACACCAUUGUGGGGGUGACGCUGUGGGGAGGAGAGAUCCCGGGGGAAGCAUCAGACAACUACCACAGCCAGCUCACAGCCAAGAGGAAGGUGGUGAAGAUGAUGAUCAUCGUGGUGGUGACCUUCGCCCUCUGCUGGCUGCCGUACCACGUCUACUUCAUCGUGACAGGCCUCAACAAGGCUCUGAUGAGGUGGAAGUCCAUCCAGCAGGUCUACCUGUCAGUGCUGUGGCUGGCCAUGAGCUCCACCAUGUACAACCCCAUCAUCUACUGCUGCCUCAACAGCAGGUUCCGGGCGGGCUUCAAGCGUGUGUUCUGUUGGUGCCCGUUUGUCCGGGUAUCCAGCUAUGACGAGCUGGAGCUGCGCAACAACACCACCCGCCACCGAUCCGGUCACCAAGGCAGCAUGUGCACCCUCUCCCGCGUGAACACCAGGACCAACAGCCCCAACGAUCGCCACCACAGCUUCAAAAAGGCCGUCUCCAGCUGCCAUGGCAAUGCCAGUGUUAACGGAGAUAACACUGGUAACCAUGGCAACCAACCGGCGGUAGCCAAGUCCAACCUUUACAGUGACCCCGAGGAUAUGGCCGACGAUCAAUUCUCCUGA